Chroicocephalus ridibundus (black-headed gull) is the source of this 975-nucleotide messenger RNA. RefSeq names its product TSR3 ribosome maturation factor (gene TSR3). Gene Ontology annotation, biological process: maturation of SSU-rRNA. The record is from RefSeq and is a predicted model, not a curated record. Bases 56 to 952 code for a protein of 298 amino acids. The transcript has 6 exons. NCBI's taxonomy places the organism in Eukaryota, Metazoa, Chordata, Aves, Charadriiformes, Laridae. Gene Ontology annotation, molecular function: rRNA small subunit aminocarboxypropyltransferase activity.
GGAAACGGAAGGGCGGUGGGACGGAGGAGCGGCCGCUCCGCCCAGACGCGGGGAUAUGGAGCGGGGCCGACGCGCUGACCGGCGGAGGGGUGGCCGGCGGGGCGGCCAUCGCGGCCUCCACACCUUCGCCGAGGAGGCGGAGGCCGCGCUGAGAGCUUGCCUGGAGGGCGACGGUGCGGCGGAGGCGGGCGAGCCGGAGGCGAGGAGGUUCCCCUGCCCCCUCGCCAUGUGGGAGCUCGGACACUGCGAUCCCAAGAAAUGCACCGGGAGGAAACUGGCCCGAAAAGGGCUGCUCCGGACGCUGCGGCUCCGCCAGCGGUUCCCCGGGCUCGUCCUCAGCCCGCUGGCCACCGAGUGCGUCUCCCCCGCAGACAGGCACGUCGUUGCCCAGAGUGGAAUCGCAGUCAUAGAUUGCUCGUGGGCCAAACUAGAAGAAACUCCUUUUCAGAAGAUGAGAGGAGGGCAUCCACGGCUGCUGCCCUACUUGGUGGCUGCCAAUCCCGUGAACUAUGGUCGCCCGUGCAAGCUGUCCUGCGUGGAAGCUUUUGCUGCAGCUUUUUGCAUUGUUGGGCUCCCAGACCUAGCCACCAUUCUUCUAAAGAAAUUUAAAUGGGGCAAGGCAUUUAUUGACUUGAACAAAAAUCUCUUGGAAAAAUACGCAGCCUGUCAUUGCCCAGAAGAAGUGCUGAGAGUUGAAAAGGAGUUUUUAGCCAGUGUCCAUGAAACGCAAGAUGAAGAAAUAGAUCCAUUUGAUGUUGACUCAGGAAAAGAAUUUUCUAAUCCCAACAGACCAAUCCAUUCUCCAGGACUAGCAGAAAGUGAUGAAGAAUCUGAGGACAGCGUGAGCGCUCCAGAUGAUGACACUGAAAGCAGCAAUGAGAGCAGUCCGGAAGAUGAUGGUACUGUAAAGUUGCCACAACAACAGCCAAUAAAUCAACUACUUGAAAAGUAAAACAAAAAAACCACCCAAAACCC